Molecule: messenger RNA, 755 nt
Organism: Lecanosticta acicola
Lineage: Eukaryota; Fungi; Ascomycota; Dothideomycetes; Mycosphaerellales; Mycosphaerellaceae
Source: the annotation of a GenBank genome assembly
AUGUCCGCUGAAGUCCAGGAAGUUCCUUUGUCCAAGGUCGACUCCGCCAUUGACGACGCACCAGCAUCGCCCAGCGAUAUCAAGCCCCAGAAGCAGCGACGAAGCAGCAGCACCGUGAGCGGUGUCUUCAACAUCAAUGAACUCGGUGAGUCGUGCAGAAGCGUUGUACUCGUAGUCGCCCGUUGCUGAUAAGAAUGUGACUUUAGAGAAGGAAGGCACGGAUCUUGCCAUCGCUCCGGAGACCCAGCGGCUCAACUGGUAAGCAAACUCCUCAUCAUCCCACUUCCGGUGUCUGAGCCCACAGCGAUGUUCACAAAGUGUCUUUCCAAGCUGAUACUGAUGGAAUGUCCAGGAAGCUGAACGCCUCGCCAUCAACGGUCGACGACCCGACUGUCCUCAAGAAGCUCCUCUGUACCCCACCCAUCAAGAAGAUCGACCUCCACUUCCCGCUAGGCCUUGAGGUCACUGCACGGAAUCUCAAGGGAGUAACCAUCAAGGAUGCACUGGAUGCCAUCCACAAGCAGUUCAAGAAGAAGGCAAGUCCAGCUCAUGCCCGCCCGUUCCCGGAAGUUACCGCAGCUGACUUCUUAUCUCAGCAAGAUGACGAGCUCGAUGCACCCUACCUCGCUGGAUUCGAGUGGGACAAGGAGGAAUGCUAUACCAGAUUCGUCGUGCACCAGAAGAAGACUGGCGACGCUCCCUCCGGCGGCAGCUCCAAGAAGAAGGGUAAGAAGGACAAGGAAGAGGCAUUGUAA